CCUGUUGUGAAACCAAGCAGCUGCCUGCCAUUUGCAGUAUACUCCUGCUCUGCUGGCAGCACAGUUUCGUGUGCUGCCACUCGUUUCAGCAAACAUUUUUUGCUGCCAUAAAGUCAUGAAUACCCCUGAUUCACAUGACAGCAGAAUGGAGGUAUCUAAAGGCCUGCACAUGGAUGCUGAUCCUGGAGAGAUGACUGCAGAAGGCAACAGACAAACACACGACACCUUGUUGCAGCCAUCAGCCUAUGAAAACAGGAUUGCAGCGCUGGAGAUCUCAUGUUGUGAAAUGAAUCGAAGGCUGAUGCGGCUAGAAGACCAAGCAGUGAAGAAAACAGUUUGGUCUACCUCUGUUGAAACUCGACUGGAGUCACUGGAGAGCUACCAUAGGCAGCUUACUGCACCUGUUAAUUACAACAUACAGAAGAUUAGCAAUGAUUCUCAUCCUUACCAGCAGGGACACAGGAAUUGUCAGGAAGCAUUUUCUGGAGAAGUCACCCAAAACGACCUGGUGAAAGAGAACGAGAAGCUGAAAAAGGAAGUCACAGAGCUAAAGAAAAGAAACAAAGAGCUCUUGUCUAAAGUGAUGGGCAAGCACAAUCAGUCUGAGAACAUGAAUGAUGAUUCGCGUCUGUCUGCUGUGCUGGGCAUGUAUAACAUGCUCAUGGUACAUGACUGGGAAAAAUUAAGGCAAAACAUGACCAGUUUGACAAAUAAUGAUGGCAGCAGCAUGAUUAAGAAGCUGUUUGAUGCCUGUGAGACACAUAUCCAGGACACAAUAGCUAAAGUAAAUGAAGUUCUUGGCAUUACACUUUUGGAUGAUGUUAUGACUGACAGCAACCAGGGGGUGAUGCAUGAUAUAAGAAAUAUCCUCAGGCAUUCCCACUACAAAAAGCAACUAGAGCUUUACAGCAACAUUGUCAUGCAAGCUGGCAUUGCCCCAAGAACUGAAACUGAAAGGGUGUUCACACUGAAGUGCUGCCGAGUUUAUUGCUUGCUGUUUCUUCAGAACCCACCGGUUAAAGCUCAGUGGAAAAUAGAGGGAAGCCCAAUAAAAGAUUUAGAGCACAUCAGUCGGAAAGAAGCAAAAAUCUGGAGAAACCCAGAAUUACUGUGGCCCAUAAUGAAACGUGGUGAAGAAGUCAUUGCGAAAGGUGUAGUCUGGGAUUAAAAGUAGCAUGACUUCAGUCAAGCUACUCAUUUACAUGGCCACAAGAUGAAACAGCUGCUGCACAAUAUGCUGCUUUUCUUUCUCCUGUGAACUGCCUGCUUUUCAGAGUUAGUAAGUUAGAUGCUCAGGGCUUGGGGCUCCUAGGAUAAAACAUUAUUUGCAAACUUAUUAAAAAUUGAAAAUGCUUGCCUCAGUAGCAUAAACAUA
This is a messenger RNA of Melopsittacus undulatus (budgerigar), 1375 nucleotides long. RefSeq lists its product as uncharacterized. The record is from RefSeq and is a predicted model, not a curated record. The transcript is spliced from 9 exons. Lineage: Eukaryota; Metazoa; Chordata; Aves; Psittaciformes; Psittaculidae. The coding region runs from base 116 to 1168 and encodes 350 amino acids.